Sciurus carolinensis (gray squirrel) is the source of this 1658-nucleotide messenger RNA. It is a transcript of the gene Myog, whose product is annotated as myogenin. The record is from RefSeq and is a predicted model, not a curated record. Bases 60 to 887 code for a protein of 275 amino acids. Gene Ontology annotation, molecular function: protein dimerization activity; RNA polymerase II cis-regulatory region sequence-specific DNA binding; DNA-binding transcription factor activity, RNA polymerase II-specific. Gene Ontology annotation, biological process: positive regulation of transcription by RNA polymerase II; positive regulation of myoblast differentiation; muscle organ development. The transcript is spliced from 3 exons. Lineage: Eukaryota; Metazoa; Chordata; Mammalia; Rodentia; Sciuridae.
AGGUUUCUGUGGCGUUGGCUAUAUUUAUCUCUGGUUCCAUGCCAGCGGGGAGGGUUUAAAUGGCACCCAGCAGUUGGCGUGAGGGGCUGCAGGAGCUUGGGGGCCAGAGGCAGGAACAAGUCUUUUCCGACCCUAUGGAGCUCUAUGAGACAUCCCCCUACUUCUACCAGGAGCCCCGCUUCUAUGACGGGGAAAACUACCUGCCUGUCCACCUCCAGGGCUUCGAGCCACCGGGCUACGAGCGGACUGAGCUCAGCCUGAGCCCCGAGGCCCGGGGGCCCCUGGAAGACAAGGGGCUGGGGACCCCCGAGCACUGUCCUGGCCAGUGCCUGCCCUGGGCGUGUAAGGUGUGUAAGAGGAAGUCGGUGUCAGUGGACCGGCGGCGGGCAGCCACUUUGAGGGAGAAGCGCAGGCUCAAGAAGGUGAAUGAGGCCUUCGAGGCCCUGAAGAGGAGCACCCUGCUCAACCCCAACCAGCGGCUGCCCAAGGUGGAGAUCCUGCGCAGCGCCAUCCAGUAUAUCGAGCGCUUGCAGGCCCUGCUCAGCUCGCUCAACCAGGAGGAGCGCGACCUGCGAUACAGAGGCGGGGGCGGGCCUCAGCCCCAGUUCUGCCUAUUGGGACAAGGCAGAGACACAUCCAAGGAUGGCUGCGCCCUGACCUUGGGCCUUGGCCCUGACUUGCAGGUGCCCAGUGAAUGCAGCUCCCACAGCGCCUCCUGCAGUCCAGAAUGGGGCAGUGCACUGGAGUUCGGCCCCAACACAGGUGAUCAUCUCCUUGCGGCUGACCCUACAGAUGCCCACAACCUGCACUCCCUCACCUCCAUUGUGGACAGCAUCACAGUGGAGGAUGUGUCUGUGGCCUUCCCAGAUGAAACCAUGCCCAACUGAGAUUGUCUGCCAGGCCGGGUGUCCAUGUGAGCCCCCAAGCUGGCCAUAGGUGCCGCCACUUCUGCAGCAGAGGUCUCCUAAGCCAGGUUGUCCUGAUGCCAGGAAGACAGCCUUGGGCUGCCACAGGCCAGACUAUCCCCUUCCUCAUCCAUAUAAGGUUUAUGCACCGCCCAGUAAGGGAACGGAUGCCCUCAUUUAGCUAACUCCUUAGAGCAGAGGGCAUCCCCUUUCCAAGGAGAUAAAGCAGGGGACCAGAGCGCCCCCUUGUGGAUACCUCCAGCUCAGGGGGGCAAACUCAGGAGAUUCCUUUUAUCAUAAUGAAGCCUUUAAUUCCACCCCCCAAAUGGAAUUGUUUGAGAGAAAAAGACAGUGUUCUGACCCGGACAAGUGUGCACAUCUUCUGUCCUGGUCUCUUCCUGAUGCCAGUGGCUGGGCUGGGCCUGCCCUGAGUUGAGAGAGAAGAAAGGGAGAGGAACAAUCCUCUGUUCCCAAGUCCCUGGGGGGCCAAGCUUUUGCAGUGAAUAUUGGGAACCUUCCAGCAGUUUUAUGUUUUGUUUUGUUUUGUGUGUUGUUUGUAAAGCUGCCAUCUGACCAAGGUCUCCUGUGCUGAAGUUGCCAGGGACAGGCAGGGAAAGGGGGUGGGGACUCUUGGGGUGAUUUCUUUUGUUAACUAAGCAUUGUGUGGUUUUGCCAUUGUUUUGUAAUUUUUUUUUGUUUGUUUUGCUAACUUAUUUGGAUUUCCUUUUUUAAAAAAUGAAUAAAGACUGGUUG